AUGCGCCUGCGGCUCGUCCAGGUGCUCCACCGGCAUGGCGACCGGUCGCCGCUGCACAACGUGUUUGCGGGCGUGCCAUGGCGCGCAUCCAAGGAAGACGCUCUCUGGGCGCCAAAGCUCCAUGCGCCUUCGACCGGCGUCUACGGCCAGCUCACGACUCUCGGCGUCGAUCAAAUGCGAGCUCGGGGCGCUCAACUCCGUGACCAAUGCUUGUCGCAAGGAUGGACGCUUCGUGACGAGCUUAUGGACUUGAAGGUGCUGAGUACGCCGUACGACCGGACGCAGCAGAGCGUGCUGGCGCUGCUCUCACGCUUGGCCCCGCACGCCGCCACGAUGAACGACGUGCACGUGCUUCCUCGGCAUCUCAACUUUAUCAACGCCUACAGCGCCAACGGCGACGUGAUCAUUCCGCUCAAGAUGCAGCUUAUCGCCGACCACCCCGAGUACGCCAAGGACGAUGCGCGCGUCGAGCCGCUCAAGCAAGAGCUUGUGCAUCGUCUGCCCAUGUUCCGCGAGGGUGGUGAAGCCUUUACAUGGAUGAAGGCGGCCGACCACUUUAUCUGCCGAGACGCGCACGCCCUCGAGUACCUCCCCGAAACCAAGGAGCUUGCAAAGCCCACCAUCGAUCACCUCUCGCUGCGGUUCCAACAGUACUACACGGACCCGGUCAUUCUGCGUCUCGUCGCCACGGGGCUUGUCACCGAGCUGCUGGACCAAAUGGAGCAGAGCAUGGCUGGAGGCGCGACUCAUGUCAAGGAAGCUAUUCGCAUCUACAGCGGCCACGACGUCUCGCUCUUAGCGCUGCUGUACGCGUUGGAUACGUCGUUGGUGCAGCCGUUCUGGCCCGACUACAGCGCUGCGGUCGUGCUCGAGCUGCACCAGGACGGGACCGACUGGCUCGUGCGCGUGACCCUCGACAAUGAGGUCGUCGUGCCUCUCAUGCCAUUCCCCGUCUUUGCGAGCGCAUUGCGCCAAAAGACCACCCAUUAG
Saprolegnia parasitica CBS 223.65 is the source of this 990-nucleotide messenger RNA. RefSeq lists its product as hypothetical. Gene Ontology annotation, molecular function: phosphatase activity. The transcript has 6 exons. The record is from RefSeq and is a predicted model, not a curated record. NCBI's taxonomy places the organism in Eukaryota, Oomycota, Saprolegniomycetes, Saprolegniales, Saprolegniaceae. Gene Ontology annotation, biological process: dephosphorylation. Bases 1 to 990 code for a protein of 329 amino acids.